UUACAGGUAUAUAGUGUUUGCAUGUGGGCGCGGUUUCGUCGCGCAGGGAAGGGUAGAGCAGAGAAAGGUGAGCUUUUCUUCACACAGUCAGGUCUCUUUCGGCGUCCACCUUCUUCGGAUGUUGUUUUCGCCCUCUCAAGGCUGAUCAAAAUGUUGAAAGCGGAUCCGCUGAAAUCGGCGAUUUCCAUCAGGAACGUGGAAGACACGUCGCUGGCUCUGCCGUCAGUGAAUCAGUACGGAUCCGGACAGCAGCGCGUCAGGGAGCAAGUGCAAAGUGUCAGGAGGAUUAAGUCGAGGCAGUCCAGCAGGAGCGGAUCUACUUCUAUGUCCCCAACAAGCCCUGCGUACGACUCUGUGUUUGUAGAUGGCGCGAAAGCACAGUCGAACACAUCUAAUGGAAGCAUCUUCCUCAGCAAUGGCUUCUUGAAAAGUUUCACCACAGACAAAAGCCUAAAUAAUUCUCACAUAAUCAGCAAAGCAAGAUCCACUGUGAAGAAAAAGACUUUGAGUUCAGGGUAUCACUAUGAGAGAAAUUACAGCGCUGGUGGCGGUUCUGUAGCUCUGGGACGUGCUAACACCAGUCGCAGCGAGCCUGGACUGGCAUGGACCAACAGAGUCCCACAGCCAUCCAUCCCACAGCCGAGAAAACUCACCGCAGAACAGCGGGGCAACAGGAACACCUACAUCAAGCAGCACAGCACCAACAGUUACUUUCUAACGAGGGGCGUCUCCCAACCACACAAUAUGUAUGCCGUAAAUGGCUCGGGUCCGACACAAAAACACAACCAGUACAGAAGCAAUCAACUUGACAUGGGCAGGACGUUCACAGAGCACACCGUCACUGAUUCUUCAUCCAAGACCAAAAUAAACUCGGGAACAAAUGGAAACAUUUUAAGUGAUGACAUCACUAUGAAGGAGGCUGUGCAGUUUCUUUCCAGUGAUGAUGAGAAUUACCAAAACCAUGGGGCUUCUUAUAUUCAGCAGAACACUUUCAUUAGCAACAAAGCAAAAGAAGAGGUCUUAAAGCUGAAAGGUAUCCUCCCUCUCGUGGGUCUGCUGCACAGCCCCAACACACAGGUCAAACUCACGGCCUCAGCUGCCCUACGAAAUCUUUCCUUUAAAAACGACACAAACAAAGAAGAGAUCCAUCGCUGCAACGGCAUCCCUGAGGCUGUUGCUCAGCUCAAAGAUUCGGACUCUGUAGAACUGGACAAACAGCUGACAGGUCUUUUGUGGAAUUUGUCCUCUGCAGACAACCUGAAGCCGGAUCUGCUCAAGAACGCUCUGUCUGUCCUAACAGAGCGUGUGAUCCUGCCUUACAUGACAAGCCCCAGCGAUACAGCCAAGGAUCCUGAUAUCUUCUUUCAUGCUACAGGAUGUCUUCGAAACCUCAGCAGUGCAAAGGAGAGCAGCAGACAGAUGAUGAGAAAACGUCAAGGUCUGGUCGACUCUUUAGCCGCUUACAUCGGAAACUGUGUGAAAGAGGAAAAAACAAAUGAUGAGUCUUUAGAAAACUGUGUGUGCAUCCUGCACAAUCUGACCUUCCAGCUGGAGGAUGAGGUUCCAAGUCUGUUCACCAACAUAAAUGCCUUGGCGAAGCCUCCGACCAGGAGCAUCAGUCAAAACAACGCCAGCGCUGUUGGCUGCUUCAGCUCACAAACCAAACCCCCACAGAUGGAGCCUCCCUUUGACUUUGCAGUCAUUGAGGAUCCGCACCCUAAAGGGGUCGGCCAUUUGAUCCACUCUAAAAUGCUGCAGGAUUACCUAUCUCUGCUUUGCUUGAGUAAGCGACAAGAGCUGCUGGAAGCCUGCUGUGGAACACUGCACAACCUCACUGCGCGUGAUGGCGUUGUAUCUAGUGUAAUAAGUCAGAUCAUUGUGCAGAAAUUAAAUGGCAUGAAGUUCAUCACUCCCUCCUUAAACUCAAAGAAAGUCAACUUGCAAAGGACUACAUUGGCUUUGGUGGGAAAUUUGAUCAAGAACCCAAAUCUGCACAAUGUUGUUGGCCGUAAUGCCCUCCCACAGCUGCUGGAUCUCCUCAAAGAAGGAACAAGUGGAGCAAACGAGUCCGAUGAUACGCUUGCCAUAGCCUGCCAGGCUGCCAGCUGCCUGGUUCUGAAGAACCUUGACUUGGCUAAGAGCUAUUUAAGCAGCAACCUGAUUCAAUCCCUGAACAGCAUCUCCCAAAACAUGUAUUUCCCCAAAUCAAGCAAAGCUGCUGCAGUUCUUCUGGUCAAAAUCUGGUCAGAUAAAGAGCUUCAAGGCUUCUUAAAAAAGCAAGGGAUGAACAAGUCUUUGUUUGUGAAUGACACCACCAUGGCAGCACACAGAUCCCUCCAAGUUGUGGAUUAACACAACAAUUUAACAGAUCAGCUGAAGGCUCCCCCCCACGUAAGUAACUUACCUGCACGACAUCUGGACAUCCACAGGACCCAGAGUCAUCGAGGCAGAGCAUCAUCUCCUCAUACAUCACAGAGAUAAUUAUUCAUAAGCUUUGUAUAAAGCAUUCCUGCCCUGUGCAUAUGCUUCAAGAUCAUGCUUUAACGUAGGAAUAAAAGGUGAAGGUGAAGAUCAGACAUGGCAGCAAUAAAAUUCCUUACUGCAAAUUAGCUUUUAUUGUUUUAACACUCAAACGUCUUUUAAUGUAAAUCGUGUUUUGAAAUUUCUUUCUUUUUUGACAUAACACUGCAAGAUCUUAUUUUUGCACUGUGAUAUGUUUUAGUAUAAUGUAGCAAUGCUAGAAAAUGGAUUUUGAAUGUGUAAAAUGGUGAGAAAACAUACAUUUAUAAAUGAUAUUGUCUUAAACACUGAUGUUUUUUAGGUUCUUUUUCUUUUCAUCUGGCCAUAUUCCCACAUGUGCAAUCCAUACAUUUACUAUUUUACUGUCAGAGUUUUACUAUAUAUUUGGCAAAAGAGACUAAUAUUUAUUUAGAAAGUUAAAAGCUAAUUAUUAUUUUGCAAUAGUUUCUGCAAAAUAAAUAUUUUUCAAAUCUUUUCACACCCUGUCAUUUCCUCUAAAUUUUGGCAGCAGAGUUUGAAAAGCGUCUGGGCAGAUUACCAAAUCCUUCCUCCUGCCCCACCCUUGUGAUUUGCUUAAUUUUCUCUUCGAGGAAUUAUAUAUAAAAUGCAGCUUCAUUUUUGCUGAAUUAUGCUCUUUUUGGUCAGCUACAGUUUGAACGAAAUAAUGCAAUUUAAAAACUCAAGGAUUUAUGUGAUUGCAUGAUGUCAUUCAUAGAAACUAGCAGGGAGACACUUUAAGCCUGGUUGGGUUUGUAGUGCAAGUCAUUAUAACCAGUUUAUAAAGCUCAUGUAUAAGUUGCCUAGGUUAAAAACAAACACAUCUCACCCUUCGAUUUUUUGAAAUAACAUUAUUUUUAUUCAUUCCAUCCAAAAGAAUUAUUCUUACAGAGUUCAAUAACCACUGAUGACCAAACCUAGUUGAACCAUUUUCUGUUUACCCUUUCCAAAACAAAACCUGGCAUACAGUACAAUGUUUUUAAUUUUCAGAAAUCUGAUUUUGAUCUAGCCUGUUCAGAUGUUUACAAACAGUUACAAAUUUAUUGUGACUUUUUGUUAGAACAGCUGAUGUUGCCAGUGUUUGCAGCAGAUGUCAGAUGUUACUUCCUCAGGCCUCGCUUGCUCCGACUGCCCUUUGAGCUGAGAAUAGUUGAAGUCAGCAGAGAUUUGCCAAUGCAGAUGGCACACAAACCACAACAUUUGUCCACGUAAAGAACAUUGAAAUGUAAUUGGUAUCAGUCUAGGAAACGUGGCUCUAGGGUGACUUGUCUUUUUACUCUGAUGUUUGAGAUUUUUUGCAAUGUCAUUAAUGCAAAUAAACAGUGUAUUUUAUAUUUAAA
Girardinichthys multiradiatus is the source of this 3857-nucleotide messenger RNA. Its product is annotated as plakophilin-1-like. Gene Ontology annotation, cellular component: nucleus; adherens junction; cytoplasm. Bases 22 to 2352 code for a protein of 776 amino acids. Lineage: Eukaryota; Metazoa; Chordata; Actinopteri; Cyprinodontiformes; Goodeidae. The record is from RefSeq and is a predicted model, not a curated record. Gene Ontology annotation, biological process: cell-cell adhesion; cell-cell junction assembly; intermediate filament bundle assembly. The transcript has 13 exons. Gene Ontology annotation, molecular function: cadherin binding.